AUGGACCAACCAAUACCGGGUUCGGCCCUCCACAGUCUCAGCGUUGGCUGCGCUCUGUUACUCAGCUAUGCAGCCACAGUCGUCUUCGUCCCAAAGGGUGCCACCCUCGUCCGUGUUGGUUCCACGGUGGCGCUGGGCUGCAUGCAGUACACCUUCUACACGGCUGUCCUAGGUACAUCCUUGACUCGUGCGCAGAUAUCCAACAUUUGCCUCCUUAGUUGGGGUUUCUUCAUCAACGGGGCCGAGCAAAUUCUUCUGUCGCGCUACAAUGUCGAGGACCUCCGCGGGAAGCCAGAUAAGAACGGCGGUGGCCAUGUUGGCACUGCAACGCUUUUGUUGCGCGCGGUGCGUAUGUACUUUAACCUACGGCGUGUUGGCCUCCGCGGUGAGAUUACAAUGAGGCGUCGGGACGGUCCGCGACGGGGUCAGCUUCUCCGUGCUAAGAUAAUCGAGGUGCUUAUUGUAUACCUGAUUAUGGACGCGGCGAUGAGUGGACCACUGCCGGACGGACAUUUAUUCGCGCGAGAGAAGCAGACUCUGUCUAGAUUCUCAAACUUGUCACUGGAGGACGUGGCCUUUCGCUGCUUUGGUACCAUCGGAUACUGGGUUGUCACCUACGUCUGCAAUCGACUGAACCAUGGCUGCGCAGCUGUGCUAUGGCUCUCGCUUGGCUUGAGUGAGCCGGAGGAUUGGCCACAUCUCAACGGGCCGGUAAGCGCCUGUUGCACCGUCCGUGGAUUCUGGGGAACAUUCUGGCAUCAACUCUUUCGUAAAAUGGUGACUGGCUGGGGAGACUUCAUCCCCGACAAGGUCCUGCGUCUUCGCCGCGGCACACUUCUCUCGCGAUACACGCGCCUACUUCUAGCAUUCCUUACUUCUGGCGUGAUACAUCACUGCAUGCAAUAUAUCUAUCGGUUCGCAGCUGAGGACUCGUUCGCUGUCGAGAAGUUCUAUGCCAUGCAGGCCUUUGGGAUCAUGUUUGAAGAUACUGUACAGGCAGCGACUGCGCAUCUCCCUGUGUCAAAGUCCGUACGUCGCGCGGUGGGAUAUCUUUGGGUGAUUGGGUUUCUGUCCUGGUGCACCCCGAUCAUGUCUUAUCCUUCUAUGCGUGGAGGAGAUCCAGGGCAGAUGGUUCCCUUUUCGGUUUUCGGUCUAGAAGAUGACUCUUUUCUGCUCCUUAUUGGCUAUAUCAGUCACAAGCUUAUGUAG
Messenger RNA from Fusarium sp. VM40, 1209 nucleotides. NCBI's taxonomy places the organism in Eukaryota, Fungi, Ascomycota, Sordariomycetes, Hypocreales, Nectriaceae. The record is from the annotation of a GenBank genome assembly.